UGACGAGGACUCGCUGGCAUAACAGCGGGGAGCCAGGUACCCUAAUGAAAACCCUCCGUACAUGCCAUCAUCAACCUUCGAACCUCUAACAACUGGUUGACAGUGAUGAGAAGGACCUCGCGACAUGGUGCUGUGUUGCGGCCACAUAAUCUAGGAUGAUAGGAGGACAAGUUGCCGGUGCAAUUUUCAGCGUGGUUAUGCUGUGCGGUAUCAGUGAAUCUUCUGUUGAUACCUAUGAGACCAAUGCGGUCAAUAUAAUGAAGAGAAACUUUCCUGAUUGGGAAGUGAGUGGAAACAACACUAUCGCCGCAUGCGUCUAUGAUAUCCUAAAGCCUUGCGUGGCGAAUUACACACCAUUGUACUGCCAAGGCGAAGUACGCAGAUUUAGUGCCUACUGUAAAUCGUAUGCCUAUACGACACAGCGAGAAGUCGAUUUCAAGCACAUUUUUGAAAAGUACUCAAAAUGCAGAAGUUGCUUGGAUGACUUUAAGAACAGAGCCGACGCAUUUUUGAACGGAAUCUACAUUUACAGCGAAACCGAAGCGAUUAUGCGAGACUACCCCCACUUCAUCUCGGUGGCCUCAUCAGAGUCCGACUUCAACGGAAUGUGCCAAGCUCUUCAAAGGGUCGGCUGCAUCAGCUGUAACAGUUAUACCGGAGAAAUUUCGCAAGACUAUUCCUAUAUGGAGUACCUUCCAAAUAACCAGAACUCGAGGAUCGCAAGUACUUUAAAGAUAUUUGCCGACAACACCUUUGAUUUUUUUAGAAGAGAUGACAAACAACCCUCUUCCGGCCAAUACGGACACUACAUAUUGGUCGAAAACACAGGAGGCUGCUUCAUUGUUCAACGGAUAAUUGAUGGGGAACCAAAAUGGAAGCGGGCCUACGCCAGCAGCAGUUUGAACGAAAACAGAAAGAAAGCUUGUGCGAAACGAAUCGAGGAAAAUGGCAAGGUUUACUAUAUGUGUAAGCCUUAAACCAUUUUGCCAAUGAAAAUAAAUCGCUCGUUUUCGACAAUAC
Rhipicephalus microplus (southern cattle tick) is the source of this 1020-nucleotide messenger RNA. RefSeq lists its product as uncharacterized. The record is from RefSeq and is a predicted model, not a curated record. Lineage: Eukaryota; Metazoa; Arthropoda; Arachnida; Ixodida; Ixodidae.